Molecule: messenger RNA, 12540 nt
Organism: Pleuronectes platessa (European plaice)
Lineage: Eukaryota; Metazoa; Chordata; Actinopteri; Pleuronectiformes; Pleuronectidae
Gene: pkd1b
Product: polycystic kidney disease 1b
Exons: 42
Coding region: 1-12540 (4179 amino acids)
Biological process (GO): kidney development
Cellular component (GO): membrane
Molecular function (GO): protein binding
Source: RefSeq, a predicted model, not a curated record
AUGACAGGCGCGCUCGUGGCAGAAAAGCAGAUGCUACCCUGGAUUCUUUGUUUGGUUUUGAUCACAGUAGCUGGAGAAGAGGCUCCCUGCCCAGAAGGAGGUGGGAUCCACCAGUCCAGCAUGCGGUGCUACUGGAUGUCUGAGGCGACGUCUUCGUGGUCUGAGGCUCAGCGUUCAUGCAGAGAGACUCCAGGAGGUGAUCUGGCAUCUGCUGACAGUCCCGAGCUGCAGACGUUCAUCCACUCCUCCUUUCCUGUGAAAACCACUGUGUGGGUCUGGCUGAAGGGACUCAGGGGAGAAGGGUCGGAGCAGGCUGGGGUUGUGGAGCCGGUGAGUCCUGCACGGUGGGCUGGAGGCAGUGAGGGGGGGUGCACUCAGAUGGCCUUUGGUGCACUGGGACAGUGGAGAAGAGCUCAGUGUGCCGAGCGAUACCUCUACCUCUGUGAAAAAGGUCUAACUGAGGCUUUACCACCUAUGGACAGUUACCUGACGGGAUUGGUUCACAUGAGCGGCAUCUACACACAAACCCAGAUACAACCUCUUCUCAGCAUCCCAGACAUUGGACAACACACGGUGGAGAUGCAGCUGUUCCCAGGCUUGUGGUUCAAUCAUGCAGGUCAGUUGGUAAAACUUCAGCUGGUGGUUCAGCCAAACCCCCUGUCCUCACUGGCCCGUGUUCAAAUCCUCCGACCCUACUGCGACCCCAACCACCACCUGGUACCUCCAGGUUGCAGCUCUCUCCUUAAUCCGUUUAGCUGCUGCUCACCAGUCCCACUGUGUAACACUACAGGGGGCUGCACUGUGGGUCAGUACUGGUGCCACCUGCUGGAGGCCUGCGUGCCCAACACCAGUCCCUGCAGCCCCUACGAUUCAGCAGCAAGCGGCCGUGGAUUUGCUUUACCUCCAAGAUACCCUCCAAUACCACCUUUCUACCACCUGGUGGCAGACCUGUCCCUGAGAAUAAACCCCACCUCUGAACUACAAACUAUGAGCGUGCUUCUUCCAGAUCCAGCCAUUAUGGUGUACCCUGAUGAUAUAAUAGCAAUACAACACACUCGGGACUCUGGAACCUUCCUACAUUGCCGCAGCAGGGAAGCCUCUCGAAACUCCUCCUGGCGCCAGAGUUACCUGUCCCUCAGAGGGGCUGAAUGGGGUGGUUGGUGGCAGGGAGGCCUGACUUCACUGUCCCAAGGAGGCCAGUGGGUGGACGGGGUGGUGUGUGAUCUGAGCAUACUGUACAUAGACACCUUCCACAGAGGUACUGAGCUCGACGGUAUCAUUGGUUCCACCCACACAGAGACAAUCACACCUCCUGAUGUCAGUCCCUUAACUACAGCUCCUCCUCCACAUCCGAGAUCUAGGUUUAGGCUUGAUGUUAUCCACCCCUUGCCGGACCAAAAGAACCAAAUUCAUGUCCAAAUCAACACCCCGACACUCAUUGUAGUAAAGGUCCUGGCCCCACAGAGAGCAAGGAGCUCAUGGUCAGCCCCAGUGCUCCAAACUGGGGUCCCCUUGCUCUCAUCGUGUCCUGAAGAGGUGGCUCCGUCUCCGCCUGGCUGUGAGAGACAGUCCCCUGAUGAAUGGUUCUCCUCCGUGACUUUCGUACUUCCCUCAGUGGGGGUUCAGGUGUUGAAUAUCAGUGUGGUGGAUGAGGUUGGUGCUCAGCGUGAGCAUAGUGUGAGUGUAAAGGUCUGUGGCCACGAGGCAGUGACAGGGCUCCGUGUUGAGCCUCACGGACGUCUUAGGAUGCUAACAGACACAUCACAGUCGUUUACAGCCAAAGUGGCGAGUGGGUCCUCAGUCAAAUUCACAUGGGUUAUUGACAACUUGGUGCAGUUUGCCUUUGAAGGGGAAUCUUACAGUGUAGCGUUCAAGAGACCUGCUGAGUAUAAUCUCAAGGUUACAGCAUCGAACCCUGUGAGCUACCAGAGCCUGGAGAUCAUCUUGGUUGCUGAUGAACCGACUCCCCUGGCUGAGCCAGAGUUCCUGUUUAUCAGGGAGGUCGUGGCUGUGAAUGCGACCUCCCUCUACACCCUCAGGGUCAAAGUGGACAUCUCCCUGCCAGUCACCUUCAGGUGGGAUUUUGGAGACGGCAGAGGAAAGGUGAGCCACACCCAGGCUGCUCCAUAUCAGACCAUGGAUGGGCUUAUUGAGAGUGGAGAGAAGCAAAUGUUUGUCCAGGACUCGGUGAACUAUACAUAUUCUUAUCCAGGUGACUUAACACUUCAUGUCCAAGUCUCCAAUCAAUUCGAUGAUAUUGGCGCAUCAAUGAAGAUUAUCGUCCGCCCUGAGUUAGGUCACGUCCACAUUUCCUCUUCGCCUGCAGUGCCCACUGUCAAUCACACACUUCUUCUGGAAGCAGCCGCAGAGCCCUCCACCUUUGGGGUCUUCUAUAAAUGGGACUUUGGCGAUGGCACUAAAGAUGUCCAAGGCAUCCACCAUAAAGUGCGUCACACUUUUGGAUCUGCCGGACUUUUUAACGUCACAGUGUGUGCCAACAACACUUUGGCUGCCCUGACCACUCGGCUCCUCUUGGAAGUUAUGGAGGAGAUUUCUGGAUUAACCAUUAGUUACAGUGAACCUAGUGAAGUAAACUCUGCCACAGAUUUCAGAGCUAAAGUCGCCACUGGUACGAGUCUCAUCUGGGAUUUUGACUUCGGUGAUGGGUCCCUACAGGGCAACCUUACAGAUGGUUCCAUCUCACACAUCUAUAAGUCUCCAGGGGAUUAUUCAGUGGUUGUAACCGUCUCUAAUUCUGUCAGCAAAGUUCAGCAGUCCAUCAGGGUCGAGGUCUAUAGUCUGUCUGUUAGUGGAGUUCUCCCUAUAGAAUGUAUCAUAAAUGGAACAGACGCUCAGCUCACUGCUCUGGUCACUGGGAAAAUAGCCUUUCUGAUUUUCCAUUGGCAAUUCGGCGAUGGAUCCCCUGUGACUGUAGUGACAGGUCAGUCCAAAGCCAUGCAUUCAUUCCCAAGGCCCGGCAUUUUUCAUGUUAGCCUGAGAGUGUUUAGUUUGGUUUCAUCUGUAUCAUUUAAUACAAGUGUUUGUGUUGAGGCACCAAUCACCAACUUGACAGUGAAGUCAUCACAGGAUGUUGUAGCAGUAGGAGAAGAGGUGUGCUUCAGGGUGUUAGUUUCCCCCAAUCAGGUGACAGGUCACCAAUUCAAGUGGUCUAGCAACUCCUCUAUACCCAUUGCCAAGAUGGACAACUCUCAGAAGUGUUUUGUCUUUAAAGAUGAAGGCGUAGAAGAGGUGUCAGUAAUGGCAAGUAAUAACGUCAGUAGACAAACAGCCAAAGUUAGCAUCACCAUUCAGAAACCUGUGAGUAAACUUUCUGUGGGACAUGAUAGUCAAACUGAUGUACUGUCAGUCAAUUCAUUAGUGUCUUUUUGGGUUGCUGAUUGCAGUGGAAGCAAUGUGUCAGUGCUAUGGGACUAUGGAGAUGGUUCUCUGAUGGAGCCGAACCGCAACGUGUCACAUGUCUUUACCUCGACAGGCCAGUUCACAGUAACUGCCACAGCGUCUAACCUGGUGAGCAGAGAGUCUGCAUCCAUCAAAGUGAAUGUUUUACUCCCUGUUGCAGACCUAUCACUUCACAGCAACCAGCCCUAUGCUGUAGUAGGAGAGGACACUCUGAUCAUUGCAGUUGGUAGUGCAAUCAGUAGCCCCAGUUACUACUGGUCUGUUGAUGGUUUAACUUCAACCAAACAGGGGACCGAUCAAUUUAGAUUUGCUUUCCCCAAACCAGGAGUGUAUCAAGUGAGGGUUGUAGCCCAGAACUUGGUGAGCAGAAGGGAGGCAGCUAUUAUCAUGGAGGUCUUUGAAAGAAUAGAGGGUCUUCACAUUGAAUGUCCCAGUCUGACCAAUAUGAAAUAUGCACCUACGCAAGAGGAAGUGCUAUUUAUCGCUUCAGUCACCAAAGGCUCCAAUGUCACAUAUCACUGGCGUGCUGCACAGAGUGGAAUAAAACAAGAAAUCACUGGUGAUGGCAGACUUUUCCAUCUGUUGGCUGAAACGCGUGGUGGGUUAUCAGUUCAUGUAAGAGCCUCGAACACGUUGGGUGAGGCCACAACCGCUGUUUCUCUAAUAGCAGUAGAGCGUGUGACAAGUGCACAUAUUACAACUCAUUCCAACAUUGUGGCAUUAGGGGAAUUAGUUAAUAUAUCUGUGUCUGUUGUUACCGGGUCAGACCUAGAGUACCUUUGGUAUACGAACUUUGAUCCAUCACCCCUACGGACACGUGAACCCUUUCUCCUCCACAAUUGUACAAGUUUGGGUGAUUGUCUUGUCACGGUGGUUGUUCAGAAUGCACUCAGCCAAUGUAAUGAUACCAAACAGCUCAUAGUCCAGGAGGAUGUCCGAGAGGUGGACUUUGAAAUUGAAGGAAAGACACGUCCAUUUAAUAUCAAUGCAGGUGCUGCUGUUUCCCUACGUGGGCUUGUUCAUAAGGGGAGUGACCUGAACUGGGACUGGGAAGUUAGACGUUCUAAAACCAACUUUUUUAAUGCUACUAAUCAAACCUUCAUCUACACUUUUACACAUCCCGAUAUAUACCAGGUGUCUUUGAAUGUCUCCAAUGGGAUAAAUUGGCAGAUGGUUUCAACCAGGAUCACUGUCCAGGACGGAAUCAAAGAUCUGCUGUUGAAUAUAAGCAAAUCUUCCGUUUGCAGUGAAGAAGAAGUUACUUUUACUACGACAAUUUCCAAAGGAAGCAAUGUGAGCUUUUUUAUAACCCUUAAAAACAAAGACAAGAUUCACAGCCAGGCCAUUCUCGAAGGGCAACACUUCUCACUAAGCCUUCUAGCUGGGAGAUAUCUUGUGACAGUGGAAGCUUGGAACCUGGUCAGUAGCACAGAGGUGUCUUCCAGCAUUCUGGUCACUGAGCGCAUUCAAGGUUUGCGACUUAACAGUAGUUCUGCUGCACUCGAAGCUCUGAAGGGAAUCCAUUUCAAGGCAGAGGUGCAAAGUGGGUUUCCUGUUAAUUACACCUGGAUGUUUCACUUGGUGGGGUCGAAGCCUACAUGGCUGAUUGGCCAAGAGGUAAUCUUUACUCCACCAGAGAGCGGUUCACUGUCUGUCAGUUUGGUAGCCAACAAUGGUGUAUGCUCCCAGAUGCUAAAUGAGACUGCUUCGGUGGAGUGGCCGGUUAAGGAGAUAAAGCUUGUUUGUCUUUCAGAGAGACAAUUUGUGGGACACGCUGUCAUGUUUUCCGCGACAGUGAGUGGAGGGAGCAACGUCAGAUUCCUCUGGGACUUUGGAGAUUCCACUAAAGCUUUGGUGACAGACCUGAGAACAGUCAAUCAUACUUAUUCUAUUGCUGGAAAAUACAGUGUUGUGGUCAAAGUUGUCAACAGUGUUAGUCACAUGUCCACACAGCUUCACAUGGAGGUGGAGGAGCUCCAGUGUUCCAGCCCUCAAGCUUCUCUAGUCCAGAGCCAAUCUACUAUCUACAGAUCUAGACCAGGUUUCUUUGAAGCCAGCGUGGACAUUAACUGCUCUGCUUACAAGACCAUGUACCAAUGGGAGAUAUACAGAGGGUCCAAUGUUACCACUUUACCUGGGUACAAAGUCUUUCUUCGAAGUCAAGUAGAUGCAGCUUCUCCUUUGCUGUUACUCCCGAAGCACACUCUUGAUGUGGGACAGUAUUGCCUUGUGUUCACCGUUACGCUCCAGGAAACUCCUGUAUAUGUCCAACGGACCGCUAUCAUCACAGUGGUCCAUUCCCCGCUGGUAGCUGUCAUUAUGGGAGGCUCGCACAAACUGUGGCCAAGCCUCAGUGACCUCACCCUGGACGGAUCUGAAUCUUAUGACCCUGAUACGGAGCCGGGAGUGGAGGACACGCUAGAAUAUCACUGGACCAUCAUGAGAGCGAACUCUACAAAGCCUCAUUUUGUGAAAACGCCCCUUGAGAGAAACAGCAGUAGAGUGACUUUAUUCACCGAUCAGCUGCACCCAGGCACAGUCUACAUAUUUACACUCACUGUACACAAAGCAGGAAGAGAGCCGGCAUCCGUCAACCAGACUGUAACUGUGUGUGAAGCCCCUGUGCUUUGUGUGACUGUGGAAUGUGUGUCCUGUUCUGGCCACUCCUCCUCUCAACACAUCAGUUACAACACUGCCAUCAUCCUUGCUGGACGAUGCGAACAAUGUGAUGACCAGACUCAGUACAAAUGGAGCGCUGAAGUCCAGACUGGCAUGACACUUGACCUUGAUAAAGUCGCUCCCUCCACAGGGACACAUUCUCCUAACUUGGUGGUGCGUUCAGGCGUCCUCCAGCCAGGACUGAGUUACACCUUCACUCUCAAUGUCUCUCAGCCUAGUGGAGGCCAGUGGGGCAGCGCCAGUCAGACUAUACAACCUAACAAUCCUCCACACGGAGGCCUCUGUGAUCUGAGUCCACAGUCUGGCAUACGUCUGCUGGAGACUGUGGUCACCUACAACUGCUCAGGCUGGCGAGAUGAUGACAGUGAGGCCACUCAGUUGAUCUACACCUUCCAGGUUGCCCCAUGUCAGCCCAUCAGCACAGAGUGCCCCACACUCACUCUGUACAGGGGAACUCGCCCCACAUUUGGCAGCCUGGUUCCAAUUGGACGUUCAGGGCAAGAACAAGAACUGUCACUCAUCACAGUCACUGUAUUGGUGGAGGACCAUCUCGGCUCAAACGUCAUGGCUCUGAACAGGACACUGACCACUCAAAACUCAGCAAUGGAUGAAAUCACCAGUGAGUGGCUCAGAAACAAGAGCCGGACGGAGCUGUGGGCUCUGGUCCAACAAGGCAACCCUCAGGAGCUCAUUCCUUACUCCAUUGCCCUCAGCAGCCAGCUCAAUCAGAUGAAGUCUGAACGGACCACCCAGGAGCUCAUGGACAGGAGGGAGAUCCGGGUAAAUGUGUCUCAAGCCCUGGCCUCUCUCCCCGUGUCCUCUAUUCCGGAUGUUGAUCAGAUCAGCUCAGCGUUGGCCCAGGCAACCGUCGUCCCUGACGAGUUGGUAUGUGAAGGCUGCCAGGAGAAAGUUCUGGAAGCUGUGGGGAGGAUGAUCCUUGUGAUGGAGGAACAGAUGAGUCCUGGUGUUUUAUCAGCUCUUGAAACAGGAAGAAACAUCCUUCAUGUCUUAGGUAGCACCUUGGCUGCAGUGUCUGAAUCAGCCAGUGCCUCCAGUUCUCAACCAGUCUACUCGAGCUCUCUGCAGUCAGCCUCCACUCUCGCCCUGUCAGCCCUGGCCCACGCAGGAGCCCUCAUGCGCACUCUGAUGCGUUCACGUGUUCCCGGCGAGGAUCCUCUUCUGCUCUCCACCCCUUACAUCAAUACAGUUGGUUUUCAAGGAGACCCCACGGACCUCCUUUGUACUCACCAGACAAACAAGUCCAACCAACACCAGGUCGUCUCCUCUCGGUCGUCAUCGUCUGAUGGGUCAAAGAUAUGUCCGUUUCAUAUCCCCAGGUCCCUCACUGCUCACCUGAGGAGUCAGAGGUCAGAGGUGGUGCAGGUGCUGUUUGGUACGGACGGAGCGCUGGAGUCCAACCCUCUGCUGAGUGCUGCUGACCCUCCGAUUUCCACCUCUCUGGUUGCCAUGGAGCUCACCACUCCUCAGGGUCAGCCCAUACCCAUCAGGGAUCUGGCUCCUGAACAAGCCAUACAGGUCACCCUGCCCCACAAGAACCCUGUGGGACAGGGAGACAAGGGGGCAGAUGGGAGAGCAGGUGAAAACAGGAAUGAGACAUGUCUCACUGUAACACUUCCCACUGAAGGACAGCUGAACUUCACAGUAAAAGCUGUGGACGGACUGGAUGAACAUGCAGGUUUAUACAUCUCCUUCAACUUCAGUCUGCUUCCAGGAUCUACUUCUGUGAGCUCGGGACAUGUCAAGAUAGAAGUGAGCUCCACGGUGCCAGGGACUAAUGCAUCUCUGGGAUCCCUUGAGAAAGAGUGGGCUCUCACUCUCUCUGCUCCGACCAGCUCCUCAGAGGAAACCAUCUUUCUGUCUCCACUGUUACACGGGACAGACGAGCCUCUCUCCGUCAACCUGACCUCAUCUGUGCCCGAGGGGGGGCCGGUCCACGUGUCAGUGUGUGUGUUCAGCUCCCUGUGCCAGUACUACAGCGUGGAGGAGAGGCGAUGGAGCAGUGAGGGUCUCCAGCCACUGGAGGGCAGCACACUCCAGGCAGCUCACUGUCGCACCCAGCAUCUCACCAUAUUUGGGGCCAGUUUGUUUGUCCAUCCUGGGGCCGUUGUUCUGCUGCCACCGUCAGGUGGUCCUGUUCGUAACUCAGUUGUGGGGAUUGUGUGUGCCGUCCUGGUUCUGACUCACCUGCUAGUGGGCCUCAUCGCCCAUAAACUUGACCACUUGGACAGCUUAAGACUGAGCCAGGUCCCUCUUUGUGGCCGUCCGGGACUCUACCACUACAGAGUUCUGGUCAAAACCGGCUGGAGGCGUGGAGCAGGCACCACAGCACAUGUUGGCAUCAGUCUGUACGGUGUGAACAAGAGCGGCUCUCGCCAUCUGCAGAGGGAUGGAGCUUUUCAACGCGGAAGCCUGGACCAGUUUCACCUGGAGACAGACGACAACCUGGGAGAGGUUUGGAAAAUUCGCAUAUGGCACGACAACACAGGUCUGGAGCCCUCCUGGUAUGUUCAGCAUGUGGUGGUGUGGGACCCUCAGACAGACCACAUGUUCUUCUUCCUGCUGGAGGACUGGCUCUCUGUGGAGAAUCAGAAGAAUGACACUGUGCAGAAGGAAGUUCUGGCCUCAUGUCCAGAGGAGCUCAGUGGGUUUCGACGGGUCCUCACCUCCCAGCUGAUGUUCGGGGUGAAAGAGCGCCACCUGUGGCUGUCACUGUGGGACCGUCCUGCUCACAGCCGUUUCACCAGGGGUCAAAGGGUUACCUGCGGCGCCCUCAUGCUGCACCUCUACUUGGCACUGGGGGCUCUGUGGUUUGGGGCUGUGGGCUCCAAGGGGAUCAGUGGACCAGUGUCAGCCCAGCUGCUGGUGAACAUGGAGACGGUUGCCAUGGGGAUGACUGUUGCAGCACUGGUGUUUCCUUUUCAGUGUUUCCUCUGUUUCCUGUUUAGGAAAGCUCACAGUCAGGUAACUGUGGACAUGUCAGUCCCUCCUUCUCCCAUUUGUCACUCUGUGGAAAUGGACGUUUACUUCGGCCAAUCAAAGCUCUCCAGCUCGUCACUCUUGUCUCUGCCAGACUCCUCCAGCCUGACCCAAGGAAGUCCUUCAUCGUUACUGGAGAGCAAGGUGUUAGACUCCAGUAUCCUGGACUUCUGGGCGGCCUCUGGCUUGGCGCCCCAGACAGACAGAGAUGUGGUGGCAUGGCCGUCCUGUGACAGCCUCCUCAAUCUCCCGGUAGACCUAUGCCCCACUAAGAUGACCCCAGCCCACGAACUCUGCACGUCUUCACCCACUCUGGGCCCCACGCGCCAAUUGAGGAGGAAAAAGGCCCUGAUGCAGCUGUGCCUGGCCUCACCCUCCUCCGCAGACACACCAAUCACUCUUGUCCCUUCAUAUCCCCUUUCAAAAGAACCUUCAGAUUCGUAUCCCUCCCCAACUGCAGCAGACCAGGAGUUGCUCACCAUGAACGCAAACCCAGUCCAAACUCACAACCACAAUCUGACACAAUUUCUAACUCUGUCCGAGGAGGAUCUGCUGAUGUCUAUAGCAGCAGCAGCAGCCGAGGACAGAAGACACAAAACCAACAGCAACUCAGACAGCGGCCGGGAUUCACCCAGAACCACAUCCUCAUUUACAGCCACACAGAGCACCUCCUGCAGCAGCUGGUCGGAUCAGAGUGAUGAUAAGUACCUGUGUGGUGCAGAGAUCCUCAUGCCGGACUCCCAGUCGUCCUCCCAGUAUGAGGCAGGGCUCUACAAGUGUCCCUCUGUGCUGUCUGCUGACUCAGUGGCCAGCACCUUCCUGCCGAGCCCUUCUCCUGACUCCACUCGCUCCUCCUCCACCACACGCAUAGGUGUCUCUCGAGGUCAGCCCCUCUGGCUGCUCCCCCCCUGGACACUGCGUGUGAUUUACCCCCUGGUGGCUGCUCUGCUGGGAGCCUGCCUGGCUGUGGUCGGACUCUACGGCACAUUCUUCUCCAGAAAUGUAGUUCUCAUGUGGCUGACAUCGGCCUUCUCUGCUUUCCUCACCUCUGCUCUGCUGCUGGAGCCUCUCAAGGUGUGUCUGCAGGCACUGAUCUACACCGUGCUGUGGAGGCCUGUGGAUCCAGAGGUGGAGGACCAUCUGGCCCAGGAGACCACUGUGGUGAGGGCUUUUGGAGAGCAUAGUGCAAAGGUGCGACCACCAUGUGGCUACGGGCUACUGCAGGCUAAAGAUGAGGCGCGCAAAGUCCGAGCUCUGAGAUCGCUCAUGAGGCAUUGUGUGUGUCAGCUGUUGUUUCUAUUGCUGAUGCUGAUGGUGAACUACCAGGACAGUGUAGAAGAGAGGCAGGGCAGGCUGCUGCAAUCUGCUCUCAGGGGCCAUCUUCGCACAGCACCUCUGGGAGCCCCGAACCUCACUUCACUCAGAGACUGGUCAGAUGCAGAGCGGUGGAUAAAUCACACCUUGGUGCCACAGCUGCACCAAAACCCGUCACUGGUUCUUAUGGGGCUGCCACAGCUGCAGUACAAAGGCACGCUCGGCCACGCGGCAGACGUCCUCCUGGGAAACAGCAGUGAGAGGACGCGUCAGCUCCUUGCUGACCUGCACAUGAAGGACUGGGGCAAGAAGAUGUUUGAAACUCUUUCUAUUGAUUUCACACUCUACAACAGAGACUCUGGUUUGUUUGUGUGUGUUUCCAUUCAACUCCAAUGGGCUCACACACAAGGAGUCACUUCCUUCCUCUCCAUUCAUCCACUCCUCAUCCCUUCGCCCUCCUCUGGAUUGGACUUCCGGGUUGCACUCACGGUUCUCCUUCUCAUCUCGGCUCUCCUCAUCUUGUUGUCGGAGCUGUGGUCCAUGGUCACUGAGCAUGCUCAGUAUCUGCACCACUGCAGACACUGGUUCCAGCUAUUCCUGGCCUUGUUGUCAUUGGCGACGGCUAUCCUGCAGUUCUGCUUCCUGUCUCGAGCCUCUUCAUGUCUUUCCGAGCUUCAGAACCGACCGGACAACUUCAUCAACUUCCACAGAGCCGCCCUUCUGGCACAGAGGUCGUCUCAGUGUGCGGCCGUUCUGCUCACUCUGCUUGUUCUAAAGCUGCUGGGAACCUUGAGGUUUGUGCGGAGGUGGCUGGUGAUAGGCCGAGUGCUGCAGAGAGCCUGGGGGGAGCUGUGGGCUGUGACUGUCCUACUGCUGCUGCUGCUCAUGCUCUGCACUCAUCUCGGAAACAUGCUCUUCUCCCAUUCGGUGGAAGGCUUCCAGUCUGUGCAAGAGGCCGGUGUUUCUGUCCUGUCCAGCCUACGUGGCAGAAUAGCCCGACAAAGGGUAUGCAAGGUUCACACAGUCCUGGGACCCCUCCAUGGACUACUACUGAUGGGGGGAGGAUUCUGGCUAUUGGCUAGACUCUGUGGAGCUGUUCUCAUCCGUGCAUACAGGGCAGAGCAGGCUGAGCUGUACCAUCCAACCAUUGAACCUCAGGAUUACGAGAUGGUGGAGUUUUUCAUCAAGAGACUCAAGCUGUGGAUGGGACUCAGCAAAGCUAAAAAGUUCAGGCACAGUGUGAAGUUUGAAGGCAUGGACAUCCCUCCCUCCAGAUCCUCCCAGGAAUCCCGUCUGUCCACCUUUUCGUCCACUCUCCCCUCCUACCGCUCCCCUUCCCUGUCUUCCUCAUUCUCAUCACCCCGUCCCCUGUCCUCAGCUCUGUCUGUAAGAUCAGAGGACUCAUCAGUGUCCGAGCCCGGGCUUGACGUCUUGCCCUACCUGGACCGCCUGCUCCCCAGUGUCGGCGCUCUGCUGUCUCAUUUCGAUCGGGUCAAUCAGGUAACCGAGGAUGUUCACAACCUGGAAAUGAAGCUAGAGGAGGCCCAAACCAGGAGGAGGGAGAGGUGGAUCCGUAUCGACAAAGAAAGUGCGGAAAGAUUUGAAGAAUCAACAACAAACCCAAAGGAACCAGAAGCAGUAAAGCACCCAGGAGAAGUUAGACACAGGAAGACAAGUCUUCUUUACCCGAGGCCACGUGUCUCCCUCCCAUCCUCCUUUUCUCUCAAUCUGUCCACUCUUCAUUCCUCCGCUGCAUCCGUCUGCAUCUUUCCCCGCACAAGAGGCUCCUGUUUUGACUUUGAUUCAGUCUUGCCUCAGGCAUCUAGCGUCAACCAUUCUUCUGUCACAUCCAAAUCUGCAUCUGGAAUCUGUGGCUUGUGUCCUGCAGGUUCUCCUAGUUUAGGUGAGUUCCCCAGGAGAAGAGCGUGGCAUUCUGGGAGUUCUCAUUCAGCCGAUGCAGCUCAAAGGGCCUUCCUGCUCUCAGGAGGAGCUCCUCUAUGUGGAUAUGGAGGAGAACAUUUAACGUACAUGAACGACAGACCCAGGAGCGAGGAGGGGGUAAAAAGGCGGAUCAGUAAUGGAGUCCCUGUGAAAAGGAAGGCUUGGAUAUCUGAAGGACCAGAGACUUAA